Messenger RNA from Oncorhynchus kisutch (coho salmon), 11075 nucleotides. Its product is annotated as CUB and sushi domain-containing protein 3-like. The record is from RefSeq and is a predicted model, not a curated record. Lineage: Eukaryota; Metazoa; Chordata; Actinopteri; Salmoniformes; Salmonidae.
AUGCGACAGUGGUUCAUAAAUACGUGUGGAGGGACGUUAAAAGGACAGAACGGAACCAUAGAAAGCCCGGGUUUCCCGUAUGGAUAUCCCAACGGUGCCAACUGUACCUGGGUCAUCGUAGCGGAACACGACAGGAUUCACAUCGUUUUUCAAUCUUUCGCCGUGGAAGAGGAGUACGAUUUUUUAUCUUUGUAUGAUGGACACCCACAUCCGGCACACUUCCGGACGAGGUUAACAGGAUUUCAGAUCCCGCCUCCCGUCACCAGCACAGGGUCCAUAUUUUCACUACGGCUUACCAGUGACUUUGCAGUAAGCGCUCAUGGAUUUAAGAUGGCUUAUGAAGUGUUAAUGAGCAGCGCCUGUGGGAACCCUGGUGUUCCACCUAAAGGCAUCCUAAACGGGACACAGUUCAACAUCGGGAACACGAUCCGCUACAGGUGUGUGACGGGCUAUGUGUUGGACGGUCACCCCCUCCUUACCUGUGUCCUCAACACAGGCAAUAUGGCCGUCUGGGACUUCCCUGUCCCCAUCUGCAGAGCUGAGAACACGUGUGGCGGGACGUUGAGAGGGUCCAGUGGGAUCAUCUCCAGCCCUGAAUACCUCAGUGAUCUGUCCAACGCUGGGGAAUGUAAGUGGACGGUGCUGGCUGACCCUGGAGACACCAUCUCACUGGUGUUCACUGACUUCCAGAUAGAGGACAAACACGGCUCUCUGGAGAUAGAAGGAUCAGAGCCGCCCAGUAUCUGGUUAUCUGGUGUGAAUAUUCCAGCGCCCGUCAUCAGCAACAACAACUGGCUAAGACUCCAUUUUGUGACCGAUAGGAAUCAUCUGCAUAAAGGAUUCACACUUCAGUAUCAAGUGAAAAGCUCUGGUGAGCUGAAAUCCAGAGGAGUAAAGUUACUACCGGGAAAGGACAACAAUAACAAAUUGUCUUUGAUGAACGAAGGAGGAAUUAAACAGCUGUCCAAUUAUUGCCCGGAUCCGGGGGAACCUGAGAACGGCAAACGCCGAGGCUCUGACUUCAGCAUUGGAGCGACGGCUCAGUUUACCUGUGAUGAGGACCAUGUGCUGCAGGGCUCCAAAACCAUCACCUGUCAGAGGGUGGCUGAGGUGUUCGCUGCCUGGAGCGACCACAGACCUGUCUGUAAAGUGAAAACGUGCGGAUCGACACUCCAGGGUCCAUCGGGGACGUUCACCUCUCCCAAUUUCCCCAUCCAGUACGAGAGUAAUUCCCACUGUGUGUGGAUUAUCACUGCUAGUAACCCCAAUAAGGUUAUCCAGGUCAACUUUGAGGAGUUUGACAUGGAGAUCGGCUAUGACUCAUUGACCAUCGGAGACGGAGGGCAAGUUGGAGACUCACGAACUAUAAUACAAGUCCUGACAGGUAGCUUCGUGCCUGACCUUAUUGUCAGCAUGUCCCAUCAAAUGUGGCUGCACCUUCAGUCUGAUGAGAGCGUGGGAUCUAUCGGCUUCAAGAUCAACUAUAAAGAGAUUGAUAAGGAGAGUUGUGGGGACCCAGGCACGCCUCUAUAUGGCUUCCAGGAGGGCAGUGGGUUUCUGAACGGGAACGUGCUGCGGUUCGAGUGCCAGUUUGGCUUCGAGCUGAUUGGAGAGAGGAUGAUCACCUGUCAGAACAACAACCAAUGGUCUGCUAACAUCCCCAUUUGCAUAUUCCCAUGUUUCUCCAACUUCACGGCGGCCGUGGGCACUGUGCUGUCCCCUGACUACCCAGAGGGCUAUGGGAACAACCUGAACUGUGUGUGGAUCAUCAUCUCUGAACCAGGCAGCCGGAUCCACCUGGCCUUCAACGACUUUGACCUGGAGCCUCCAUACGACUUCCUCACCGUGAAGGACGGAGACCAGACGGGCUCGUCCGUCCUGGGGAGGUACUCGGGAGCCGAGGUGCCGUCUCACUUCACCUCCAACAGUAACAUACUCCAGCUGGAGUUCCAGGCUGACCACUCCAUGUCCGGAAGAGGAUUCAACAUCACCUACAGCACAUUUGGCCACAACGAGUGUCCGGACCCAGGCGUCCCUCUGAACGCCAGACGGUUCGGGGACAGUUUCCAGCUGGGUAGCUCUGUCUCUGUGGUUUGUGAGGAGGGUUUCAUCAAGACCCAGGGCACUGACACUAUCACCUGCCAGCUGGAGGGGGGCAAGGUCAUGUGGAGCGGACCCAUCCCUAAAUGUGAAGCCCCAUGUGGAGGCCACUACUCUGCUCUGUCCGGAGUGAUCCUGUCCCCAGGGUGGCCUGGAUACUAUAAGGACUCCCUCAGCUGUGAGUGGGUCAUCGAGGCGACGCCCGGACGCUCUGUCAAGAUCAGUUUUGACAGGUUCCAGACGGAGCUCAGCUAUGACUUCCUGGAGUUGCAUGAUGGUCCCAACCUGCUCUCGCCUCUGAUUGGCUCGUUCAACGGGACCCAGGUCCCACAGUUCCUGUUCAGCAGUAGUAACUUCAUCUACCUCCUCUUCACCACCGACAACAGCAGAUCCAACAGCGGCUUCAAGAUCUUCUACGAGAUUGUGACGUUGGACACAUCAUCAUGCAUGGACCCUGGGAUCCCGGUGAACGGUGUGCGGUACGGCCAUGACCUGGCCAUCGGGUCCACGGUGUCAUUCCAGUGUGAGCAGGGAUACAGGCUCAGUCAUGAGGAACCGCUGGUCUGUGGGAAAAACCACUGGUGGAGCCAUCCUCUGCCCACAUGUGACGAGUAUAAUCUGGAGCCGUGUGAGGACCCCGGGACCCCCAGGUUUGGCUGGCACACGGGCAUCAGCUUUGGCAUCGGGGACUCGCUGGUUUUCUCCUGCAAUACCGGCUAUCGCCUAAAGGGGGCGAGGGAGAUCUGGUGCCUGGGAGGCGGUCGCCGCAUGUGGAGUGCCCCUCUGCCAAGGUGUGUGGCGGAGUGCGGCUCAACCGUUUCCAACAGCGAAGGAGUUGUGUUGUCGCCCAACUACCCACUGAACUACGACAACAGCCACGAGUGUGUCUACAGCAUUCAGGUGGAGACGGGAAAGGGCAUCAACGUCUCAGCAAGCACUUUCCAACUGGCACAAGGAGACAUUCUCAAGGUCUAUGAUGGAGGGGACAGUGCUGCUGCUGUUCUGGGUACCUACACCGGCUCCACCAUGUUAGGCCUGGUCCUCACCUCCACCUCCAAUCACCUGUGGCUGGAGUUCUACUCAGACCAGGAGCACACAGCAGGGGGCUUCAGACUCAGCUACUCCAGUUUUGAUCUGUCUCACUGCGAGGAUCCCGGGGUGCCUCAGUUUGGGUUCAAAGUCAGCGACCAGGGGCAUUUCGCUGGCAGUGCCAUUACGUACGGCUGUGACCAAGGUUAUUCCCUGCACGGAAGUGGCAUACUCAAGUGCAUGACCCGAGAGAGAAGAGCGUGGGACAACCACCUCCCCUCAUGCAUAGCGGAGUGUGGCGGUAGGUUCAAAGGUGAGUCUACAGGCCGCAUCCUGUCUCCUGGAUAUCCCUUUCCUUACGACAACAACCUGCGCUGUACCUGGACCAUCACUGUCAACUCUGGCAACAUCGUCAGCCUCCAGUUCCUGGCGUUCGACACAGAGGCAUCUCACGACAUCCUGGAGGUUUGGGACGGACCAGCAGAAAAUGAGAUGUCUCUGAGGGAGGUGUCUGGCUCCCUGCUCCCCGAGGGGAUACACAGCACCCUCAACGUCGUCACUGUUCAGUUCCAGACUGACUUCUACAUCACCAAGUCUGGCUUCGCCAUCGACUUCUCAAGUUCAGUGGCGACAGCCUGCAGAGAUCCAGGCCUGCCUAUGAACGGCAGUCGUCACGGAGAUGGGAGAGAACCAGAUGAUACAGUGACCUUCUCCUGUGAUCCAGGAUAUGAGCUGCAGGGAGAGAGCAAGAUCACCUGCAUCCAAGUGGACAACAGAUACUACUGGCAGCCCAGCCCUCCCAGCUGUAUUGCUCCCUGUGGGGGUAAUGUAACAGGAUCAUCAGGAUUCAUCCUCUCCCCCAACUUCCCCCUCCCCUACCCGCACAGCAAAGACUGUGAUUGGCUGAUCGCUGUCCACUCAGACUACGUCAUAUCACUGGCUUUUAUCAGGCAAACCAAAAAAAUAUGUAUAUUUCCAAUGAUAGCUAAACUGCGGGAGGCUUGCUUUGACCCGGGGAACGUUAUGAACGGGACACGCCUUGGGAACGACUACAAGCUGGGCUCCACGGUGACGUUCAGCUGUGAGGCAGGAUAUCUAUUACAAGGACACUCCACACUGACCUGUGUGAUGGGUAACAGCAAGAGGCCUGAGUGGGACCGAGCCAGACCCAGCUGUCAAGCGCCGUGCGGAGGCCGCUCGACAGGGUCAGAGGGGACCGUCCUGUCCCCAAAUUACCCCCGUAAUUAUACCCAGAGUCUGACCUGCGUCUACCACAUCUUUGUCCCCGGGGACUUUGUGCUGUUUGGCCAGUUUGUGGUGUUUCAGACGUUGGCAAGUGAUAUUGUGGAAAUCUUCGACGGACCGACUCCAGACUCUCCUGUCCUCUCGUCCAUCUCCGGCUCUCACUCAGGAGAGACUCUACCUUUAAGUUCUGGGAACAAAAUCACCGUGAAGUUCACCACCGCGGGUCCAGAGACAGCCAAGGGAUUCCAUUUUGUUUAUCAAGCUGUCCCCAGGACCAGUGCAUCUCAGUGCAGCUCUGUGCCGGAGCCCAGGUUUGGGAAGCGGAUAGGAAACGACUUUGGCAUUGGCACGGUGGUGCUGUUUGAAUGCAAUCCAGGCUACGCUCUGCACGGCGCCACUGCCAUCAGGUGUGAGGCCAUCCCGAACACUGUUGCUCAGUGGAACGGCACUGAGCCCACCUGCGUAGUUCCGUGUGGAGGACUGCUGACAUCUCGUAAGGGGACCAUCCUUUCUCCUGGUUACCCAGAGCCCUACGCCAACUAUCUCAACUGUAUCUGGAAGGUCUCUGUGCCAGAGGGAGCAGGCAUCCAAAUCCAGGUCAUAACUUUUGCCACGGAACACAACUGGGACUCCUUGGACUUUUUUGACGGUGUCGAUGGCAACGCGCCAAGGCUUGGCAGCUAUUCAGGUACGACCAUCCCCCAGCUCCUUAACAGCACCUCCAACAACAUCUACCUGACCUUCCAGUCCGACAUCAGUGUGUCUGCAGCAGGCUUCCACCUGGAAUAUACAGCAAUAGGUUUGGAUUCAUGCCCAGAACCUCAGCCUCCCCUCAACGGUGUCAAUGUGGGCCAGCGCUUCACUGUGGGGGACAUGGUUUCCUUUCAGUGUGACCAAGGCUACUCUCUGAAGGGUAAUGAAUACAUAACGUGUAUGCCAGGGCCCGUCAGACGAUGGAAUUACCCCGUACCUCUGUGCUUAGCUCAGUGCGGAGGCUCUAUGACAGACUUCAGUGGUGUGAUCCUGAGUCCAGGCUUCCCAGGGAAUUACCUCAGCAGUCUGGACUGUAGCUGGAGCGUACAGCUCCCCGUAGGCUUCGGCAUUCACCUGCAGUUUCUAAACUUCUCUACCGAAGCGGUGCAUGACUAUCUGGAGGUGCUCAGCGGGAGUUUGGAGACGGGUUCUGUGAUCGACAGGUUCAGUGGGUCCGUUGUGCCCGGCUCUCUGUUCAGCACCACACAUGAAACCAGCUUCUUGUUCCACAGUGACUACUCCCAGAACAAACCAGGCUUCCACAUUAUCUACGAGGCCUAUGAGCUCCAGCGCUGCCCUGACCCGAGGCCGUUCCGUAACGGCGUGGUGAUAGGCCGAGACUUCGGGGUGGGCCUGACCAUCUCGUUUGAAUGCCUGCCAGGUUACACCCUGAUAGGAGAGGUCUCACUCACCUGCCUGCAUGGGGUCAGCAGAAACUGGAACUACCCUGUACCAUGCUGUGAAGCCCAGUGUGGUGGUAAUAUAACGUCUCUGAACGGGACCAUCUAUUCUCCCGACCACCCAGCAGAGUACCCUAACUUCCAGGACUGUCUGUGGAGUGUACGGGUUCCCCCAGGGAAUGGCAUCUGCAUCAACUUCACCGUUCUCAACACUGAACCCAUCUACGACUACAUCACCGUCUGGGACGGCCCUGACCAAGGAUCUCCUCAGAUUGGUCAGUUCAGCGGGAACACGCCCCAGAAAGAGGUCUAUACCACAGCCAAUCAUGUCCUCAUCAAGUUCCACAGUGAUUUCAGCACCAGCGGGUUCUUUGUACUUAGUUACCAUGCAUACCAACUGAGAGUUUGUCAGUCUCCUCCAGCUGUUGCCAACGCAGAUAUCCUCACAGAACAUGACGAGUUUGAAAUAGGGGACAUUAUCCGGUACCAGUGCCUGCCAGGGUUCACCCUGUUGGGCUCGGAGAUCCUGACGUGCAGGCUGGGGGAGAGGCUCCAGAUGGACGGCCCUCCACCUCUCUGCCAAGUACAAUGUCCUGCUAACGAGGUCCGCUUCGACUCCACGGGGGUGAUCCUGAGUCCCGGCUACCCAGACAGUUACCACAACCUCCAGACGUGUUCCUGGCUCAUCAACGUAGAGAAGGGCUACAACGUCACCCUCCACUUCCAGCUCUUCCAGACAGAGAAGGAGUUUGACAUCCUGGAGAUAUUUGACGGUCCUAACAUCUACAGCCAGAGCCUGGCGUCCCUCAGCGGUGACAUCACCACGCCCUUUAACCUCACGACCUCUGGUCAUCAGUUGCUUCUGCGCUGGUCGUCUGACCACGGCACCAACAGGAAGGGCUUCCACGUCAGAUAUGUGGCGAUGUACUGCAGUACUCCAGACUCCCCCCAGCAGGGUUUUGUAGUGAGCCAGACAGGAGGGCAUCUCAACAGUGUGGUGCGUUGGGGCUGUGACCGGGGCUACCGGCUCAUUGGAAAGGCCACAGCUGUCUGUAAGAAGACGGCCUUUGGGUAUUAUACCUGGGACUCAACGGUACCUGCAUGUCAAGCCGUGGCGUGUGGCGUGCCCACUGCACCGCUGAAUGGAGGCGUCCAGGCUGUUGAUUACUCCGUGGCAGCACGGUUAACCUACUUCUGCAACAACGGCUUCAGGCUCUCCUCCAAGGAUCUCACCGCCACCGUCUGCCAGCCUGACGGCACAUGGAGCAACCACAACAAGAUACCUCGCUGCCCAGUGGUGGUCUGCCCCAGUCUGGGCUCCUUCUCUCUGGACCACGGGAAGUGGACGAUCGUCAACGGGUCCAGCUAUGAGUUCAGAACCAAGGUGGUGUUCAGCUGUAACCCGGGUUACUACCGGCUCGGUCCCGCUCACAUCCAGUGCCUGGCCAAUGGGGCGUGGAGCUGGCGGAACGAACGACCUCGAUGCAGAAUCAUUUCCUGUGGAGAGCUGCCCACUCCUCCUAAUGGGAGAAAGAUUGGAACUCAGACUACCUUUGGAGCCUCCGCCAUCUUCAGCUGCAACCCUGGAUACAUCCUGGUGGGCUCCACUGUGAGGGAGUGCAUGCUGUCAGGACUGUGGAGCGGCACAGAGACUCAAUGCCUGGCUGGUCACUGCGGUAUCCCGGAGCAGAUUGUGAACGGUCAGGCGAUAGGGGAGAACUUCGGAUACAGAGACACCGUGGUCUACCAGUGUAACCCUGGCUUCAGACUCAUAGGAUCCUCGGUCCGUAUCUGCCAGCAGGAUCACCUCUGGUCUGGACAGCUGCCGCUGUGUGUCUCAAUCACAUGUGGCCAUCCAGGCAGUCCCAUCUAUGGGAGAACUACAGGGGACGGAUUCAACUACAACGAUGUGGUCAGCUUCUUCUGUAACCAAGGUUACGUACUGGAGGGAGUGUCCAGAGCCCAGUGCCAGGCGAGUCGCCAGUGGAGUCAACAACCACCUUCAUGUAGAGUGGUGAACUGCACAGACCCUGGCAUCCCGGCUAACUCCAUCAGGGAGAGUAAGAUAGAGCAGGGUGAUUUCACCCUGGGCAGUGUGGUGUUCUACACCUGUAACCCUGGAUACUACCUGUUCGGUUCCUCUGCACUGACCUGUCAACCUAUUGGCCACUGGGACAAACCUCUACCUGAAUGUCUUGAGGAGGACUGUGGGAACCCUGGCUCUCCUCCCUACGGUACCAUGGUUGGGGACAAGUUCUCAUUUGGCUCCACGGUACAGUACUCCUGUUCAGGGGACCGAGAGCUGAUUGGAGAGUCAUCACUCACCUGUCAAAUCAAUGGACACUGGAGUGGACCCAUACCUCACUGUUCAGGAGACUCUGUAGGGAGCUGUGGGGACCCUGGUACACCCGUCCAUGCAAGCAGAGAGGCCAGCAACUUCCAUCUGCGUAGUAAAGUCCGCUUCACCUGCGCUGUGGGCCACACACUGUACGGCUCAGCUGAGAGGAUCUGCUUUCCCAAUGGGACCUGGUCUGGGCGACAGCCCUUCUGCAAACCGGUGCACUGUGGUAACCCGGGGACACCUGCUCACGGCCGUAUUUUCCGGGUCGACGGUACGACCUUCACUCACUCUGUAGUCUACUCCUGUAUGGAUGGAUAUCUCCUCUCAGGCACGCCCACCAGACACUGUCUGGCCAACGGCACCUGGUCUGGCACCGCUUCUAACUGCACCAUGAUCAGCUGCAUUGACCCAGGUGUUCCUGCUAAUGGUCUGAGGUUUGGAGAGGACUUCACUGUGGGCCACAACGUCACCUUCAUGUGCCAGCCUGGCUACCUGAUAGAGGCAGGCGGGGCCACAACUCGCACCUGUACCCACAAUGGCACCUGGAGCGCCACCACGCCCAUCUGCAAAGUGGUGACCUGCCCUCCGCCUCCUCCCAUCCACAACGGGCUCGUGGAGGGCUCCGUGUUUGAGUGGGGUACCAGCGUGAGCUACAGCUGCCUGCCCGGGUACGAGCUCUCCUUCCCGGCUAUCCUCACCUGUGUGGGCCUGGGCUCCUGGAGAGGAGAUCUGCCUCAGUGUCUGCCCAAGUUCUGUGGAGACCCUGGUACCCCAGCCAAGGGGAAAAGAGAAGGACGAAGUUUAAUCUACAAGUCAGAGGUUACCUUCAGCUGUAGCGCCCCCUAUGUCCUGGUGGGGUCAACUACACGCAUCUGUCAGGACGACAGCACCUGGAGCGGCUCUCAGCCACGAUGCAUAGAACCAUCCAGGACGACCUGUGAGAACCCAGGAACACCUGAAUACGGCUCCAUGAACAUCAGCCUGGGGUUCAAGGUGGGCAGUAAGGUGGAGUUCCAGUGCCAGCAGGGCCACCUACUCCAGGGUUCCACCACCCGACUCUGCCUGUCUGACCUCACCUGGAGCGGCUCUCAGCCAACAUGCAUCCCCCAUUCCUGUAAGCAGCCCAAGUCCCCUCCCAAUGCAGACGUGGUUGGGAUGGAGCUGGCUCCGUAUGGCUACACCCUGCUCUACUCCUGCCAGCCUGGCUUCAUCCUGUCUGGGGGGUCAGAACACAGGGUCUGCAGGUCUGAUGGAAGCUGGACCGGUAAGGUCCCCAUCUGCAGAGUGGGCUCCAAACAGACGGAGAAACCUACCACAACCUUACAGGGAACGCCAAGCCCCAACAUUCACGUCCCUGAUGACGUCUUCGCCCCUGAUUUCAUUUGGAGAGGCUCCUAUGAUUAUAAGAGUCAGAAACAACCGAUGACUUUGACCGUCACUCAUUUUAAUAGCAGCACGGGAAUAGUGAACGCGACGCUAAACGACAGCAACGUGGAAUUCCUGCUCUCUGGAGUGUAUAAGAACCGCGAGGCCAGGUUAAUGCUCCUGCUGUACCACAUGAAAGCCCUGGCCCACAGCACGUAUAGCCGGGUUACCGAGGAGACCUGGGCUAUGGAUGGUUUUGUCUCAGCUGAACCUGACGGGGGCAGUUAUGUAUUCCAAGGCUUCAUCGAGGGGAAAGACUAUGGACAGUUCGGGCUGCAGAGACUAGGUAUGAAGGUGAGAGAGAUCAACAUCACCACUGCAGGUCCUCCUCAUGUCUCCAACAGCAGCUCUAUGGUCAUAGCCAUCCUGGUACCUUUCUUUGGCCUCGUGUUGGCAGGCCUGGGAUUCUAUCUCUACAAACAACGGAAAACAGAUCAGACCCAGUACACCGGCUGUUCAGUCCACGAGAACAACAACGGCCAGGCGACGUAUGAGAACCCCAUGUACGACACCAACACCAAGUCUGCGGAGGGGAAAGUGGUUCGCUUCGACCCCAACCUCAACACCGUAUGCACUGUGGUUUGAAGAUGUGGGUGUGCCAAACGCACCGGGGUUUGACAAUGCUUUUGCCGAACAGGAAAGCUUGUUCAGAAAUGCAUCACUGGUUUGAUGCAACACUGCACUGUGGUUUAUUGAUGCUGUCUGACGAACGGAAUUGCCCGAGAGUUCUUUUGGUAAAAACAUUUUUAAAAAUGGAUGUCUUGUCUUUUAUAAUAUCUGUCUGCAACGAGUUUCUGAAGACGGCACAGCACCGCCUUGGGAAACAGGAAGGCACAGCACAGCCUCGGGAAACAGGAAGGCAAAGCACAGCCUCGGGAAACAGGAAGGCACAGCACAGCCUCGGGAAACAGGAAGGCACAGCACAGCCUCGGGAAACAGGAAGGCACAGCACCGCCUCGGGAAACAGGAAGGCACAGCACACCUUCAGGAACAACAGUUGUGCGUGUUGUGGAUGAUGGACGGGGUGAAUCAGCAAGCAGAAUGAGACGGUCCUCUUUUUAAAAUACAUCUUCACCUGAUGGGUGAAGUUAUUCCUACCUGCACUCUGAGAGUGAUGCUAUGUGAAUAAUGCCUUUCCUGACAUGUUAGUACACGAGUCGUUUACGCUCCAGUCAACGCAAACAAUGGAGCGUCGUUAAGGCAACAGUCAACGCGAACAAUGGAGCGUCGUUAAGGCAACAGUCAUCGCAAACAAUGGAGCGUCGUUAAGGCAACAGUCAACGCAAACAAUGGAGCGUCGUUAAGGCAACCAAAUGGAACCCUAGUCUUUUCCAGAUGGAAGUUAUCAGAGCUGGGUUCAAAUAUUAUUCAAAUUCCUUUAGCCUUUUGCUCUAGUCUGCCCCAGAGGGGUGGAGGGGGUUUGUCCUUUUGCUCUAGUCUGCCCCAGAGGGGUGGAGGGGGUUUGUCCUUUUGCUCUAGUCUGCCCCAGAGGGGUGGAGGGG